AUGUCCUCCUCUGACUCUCAAGCUCCGGAGCCUCACCAGCCAAUACACAGCUCCCAUUUCUGGUACAAAGAUGGGAAUCUCAUUCUCCAAGCGGAAAACACACAGUUCCGCGUCCACAAAAGCAUACUUGCCGCCCAAUCCCCCGUCUUUCGGGAUAUGUUCUCCCUACCCCAGGCCACCAUCGAAAACCCGUCCGACCCCCCAGUAGUCGUUUUGGAGCAUGACUCGAGCGUUGACUGGGAGCUAUUUCUGUCGUCGGUUUACAAUGGAUUCAAGUUUAUCGAUCCAGGCAAGGUGCCUCCUUUUGCCAUGAUCAGCUCCGCCUUUCGGCUGGGUAAGAAAUACCAGUGUAGAGAUAUCUUCGAAUCUGCUCUCGGCCGGUUGAGGUCGGUGUACCCGCCUGGUGAAUGGGAGAGCCUGACCGCCGAAUUUGAUGAAAAAAUCAUCGCGCUCGCCCCGCAUGCCUCCCUUUGGGACGUGGUGAAUUUGGCAGUAGAGUAUGGCCUGCAAAAGAUGCUUUCCAAGAUCUAUUUGCAGGCACUUAUGCAGGGGGCCAAGCCGGGCGACCUCGUAACGCUCAUUCUCGAAGGAAUGAAGAACCAGGACGGGGCAAUAACACGUCUCUCAUCUGAAACUCAGCGCGUUCUCCUCAAAGGCCGCGACAGGCUUCACAACGCCAUCAUCAGCAAACCCCUCAGGUAUAUCUGGAACAGCCACAUUCCUGUAUACAAAUGCACGAAUUCUGUGACAUGCACCCAAGAGCGCGACAAGCUUCUGCGUAGCCAUUUGUUACCAGAGCUCAAGAUCGACAAGGCCUUCGCGUUGCCCGUGGACCUUGACCAAUUCUGUUACCGAUGCGCAGGGAUCGCCGAGGACUCGUUCGUAAAAGGCCAGAAAGUGCUCAUCGCAUCCUUACCAGAAAUGUUCGGCCUUCCGCCUUGGGAUGAGAUGAAAGAUUAUGAUUGGCAGGACGAUGAGUGA
Molecule: messenger RNA, 981 nt
Organism: Coprinopsis cinerea okayama7#130
Lineage: Eukaryota; Fungi; Basidiomycota; Agaricomycetes; Agaricales; Psathyrellaceae
Exons: 3
Coding region: 1-981 (326 amino acids)
Molecular function (GO): protein binding
Source: RefSeq, a predicted model, not a curated record